This is a messenger RNA of Brassica napus (rape), 718 nucleotides long. RefSeq names its product NAC domain-containing protein 73-like. Bases 1 to 690 code for a protein of 229 amino acids. The record is from RefSeq and is a predicted model, not a curated record. Gene Ontology annotation, biological process: regulation of DNA-templated transcription. The transcript has 3 exons. NCBI's taxonomy places the organism in Eukaryota, Viridiplantae, Streptophyta, Magnoliopsida, Brassicales, Brassicaceae. Gene Ontology annotation, cellular component: nucleus. Gene Ontology annotation, molecular function: DNA-binding transcription factor activity; transcription cis-regulatory region binding.
AUGACUUGGUGCAAUGACAGUAGCGAUGUUCAGACCGUUGAAACAAUCAUUCCCUCCCCAACAGUGGCCGAGUCUCCUGAAGCCUCAUUUCAAGCGGGGAUCCAUGACUUGCCGGGACUGCCUGCCGGAGUGAAGUUCGAUCCGACUGAUCAAGAGGUAUUGGGGCAUCUUGAAGGAAAGGUAAGAGAUGACGCAAGAAAGCUGCAUCCUCUCAUCGAUGAGUUUAUCCUUACUAUCGACGGUGAAAAUGGUAUCUGUUACACCCAUCCUGAGAAAUUGCCAGGUGUGAGCAAGGACGGGACAGUCCGUCAUUUCUUCCACCGACCAUCAAAGGCAUACACGACGGGAACAAGAAAGCGACGUAAAGUUCACACUGACUCCGAAGUCGGUGGCGAGACACGGUGGCACAAAACCGGAAAAACACGGCCAGUUUUCACUGGAGGAAGAGUGAAAGGCUACAAAAAAAUCCUAGUACUCUACACAAACUACGGUAAACAAAAAAAACCCGAGAAGACUAAUUGGGUAAUGCAUCAAUAUCAUCUUGGCACCAACGAGGAAGAGAAAGAAGGUGAACUCGUCGUCUCCAAAAUCUUCUACCAGACUCAACCGCGCCAAUGCGGUGGAUCCCUUGCUGCUGCUGCCACGACAAAGGAGCGGCCUUACCUCCACGGCCAUCAUCUCGGUGGUUGAUAUUACGUGUAUACGCACACCAAAUAAC